AUGUGGUCCCCCUCGACUCAACGAAUUCUAAUAAUUACCGUGAUCCUUCUGAUUCUCAUCAAACUUCUAUUCUUCUCUAAUUCUAAAUUAAUCGAUUCUGUGGAACCUCGCGAUUUGGAGAAAUCCGAUGUGUUCGACUUUAUUGUCGACACGAAUUCUCUUUGGGUCGAUGAGGGAGAGGAGAAACGAUUCGAAUCGUAUACUAAUAUUCCAGCAUAUGCUCAAGUAUCCAAUAAGAUAGCAGCAAUCACCAAAUCGAAGACCGCCGUUUGUGAGACGGACACUUUUAUCGGUCAACAAGUGCUCUGUGGUCUACAGGAGAAAAUCGAUGAGGAGACAGAGGACCGCCCGUGUUACAACUGCCGUCUGGACCUUCGUUGUUAUCUCGUGAAGAUCUACGCGGAGAUCACUCAACUCUACGCCAAAAACAAGACAGUAACCGAGGAUCAAAUGAAAUUUGUGCCCCAAAACUGGUUCUGUCAGAUGGAAUCAAUGAAUCAGAGGUUCCAAUUCGUGGAUCACUCACUUUUCUCAAAUCCGACGAAUCCAGCUUAUGCUGAGGCGAAGCGUCCCGACGCCGAGUCGAUCUUCGCCGACUCCGUCUCAUCCUAUGAGAAAAUCAGCAAAUUCUACACGACAUACAUCUAUUCGCGGCCCGAUGUGUUCGAUUUGUUCACAAAAACGUAUUAUUGGGACUAUUUGGUGCUGAAAUGCCGUUGCCCGAGUUGA
This is a messenger RNA of Caenorhabditis remanei, 729 nucleotides long. RefSeq lists its product as uncharacterized. The coding region runs from base 1 to 729 and encodes 242 amino acids. The record is from RefSeq and is a predicted model, not a curated record. Gene Ontology annotation, biological process: positive regulation of response to oxidative stress. The transcript has 4 exons. Lineage: Eukaryota; Metazoa; Nematoda; Chromadorea; Rhabditida; Rhabditidae. Gene Ontology annotation, molecular function: chondroitin 4-sulfotransferase activity.